This is a messenger RNA of Anopheles coustani, 1400 nucleotides long. RefSeq names its product sphingolipid delta(4)-desaturase DES1 (gene ifc). Gene Ontology annotation, molecular function: sphingolipid delta-4 desaturase activity. Lineage: Eukaryota; Metazoa; Arthropoda; Insecta; Diptera; Culicidae. Gene Ontology annotation, cellular component: membrane. The transcript has 3 exons. The record is from RefSeq and is a predicted model, not a curated record. Gene Ontology annotation, biological process: ceramide biosynthetic process. Bases 108 to 1073 code for a protein of 321 amino acids.
CAGCUGAGCAGCGGCGAGGGUGUUGUUUUCCUGCUUUCUUCUCAGCUGGAUUAACGAAGAUUUGAUCGGCUGUGGAUUUGUGAGUGAAAUCGGUUACACCAUACAGAAUGGGCCAGCAUGUCUCCAGGACGGACUUCGAGUGGACGUACACGGAGGAGCCGCACGCAAGCCGGCGUAAAAUGAUUCUAGAAAAGUACCCGCAGAUCAAAAAGCUGUUCGGUUACGAUCCCCAGUUCAAGUGGGUAGCGAGCGCAAUGGUCCUGACACAAUUCGCUAUGCUGUUCGUCGUGAAAGACCAAUCGUGGAAAAUUAUUUUUCUCCUGGCCUACUGCUUGGGUGGAGUGAUCAAUCAUUCGCUUAUGUUAGCAUGCCACGAGAUAGCACACAAUCUGGCGUUUGGACACGCGCGACCGAUGGCGAAUCGAUUGUUUGGCUUCUUUUGUAACCUUCCGAUCGGGUUACCGAUGUCGGUAUCGUUCAAAAAGUACCAUCUGGAGCACCACCGUUAUCAGGGCGACGAAGUGAUCGACACGGAUCUUCCCACAUACUUGGAAGCGAAGCUGUUCUGCACAACGCUUGGCAAAUUCUUCUGGGUGUUCUUGCAGCCGAUGUUUUACAUCUUUCGUCCGCUCGUCGUGAAUCCUAAGCCACCUCAGAAAUUGGAGCUGGUCAACGGUGUCAUCCAGCUGGUGUUCAACACGAUAGUUGUGUACUACUUUGGCUGGAAAGUGAUGGUUUAUCUGAUCGUCGGGUCGCUACUAGCGAUGGGACUGCAUCCCGUUGCCGGGCAUUUCAUUUCCGAGCACUACAUGUUUGCCAAAGGCUUCGAAACAUACUCCUACUAUGGUCCACUGAACUGGAUCACCUUUAACGUGGGAUAUCACAACGAGCAUCACGAUUUCCCGGCCGUCCCCGGGCGAUUAUUACCCGAAGUGAAGCGCAUCGCGCCAGAGUUUUACGACAACAUCCCGCAGCAUACAUCCUGGACACGCGUACUAUAUGAUUUUAUCACCGACCCCACCAUAGGACCCUACGCUAGGAUUAAGCGUAAGGCGCGUGGCUUGGACUCGUAAAGCUGAUAUUAUAAGCAGAUUUAAGGAGUAUACAUAUUGUUGUACAAGGAUUGUUGGAGUUGAGAAUGGUGUUGACUUAUGAUGAUUAUAGCAAAGAUCUACUAUUUGCCUAGGGCAGACAACAAAAAAAGGGACAAAAUCAGAAAGGAGGAAUCUAAAAAGAUGGAUAUAUUUAAUGAGUAUUGAAACAAAUGUAGGUACGUAUAUCUACAUUUGCAGGUUUACUUAUCACGAGGGUGUUACGUUUAUUUUACUUACACUUGGCAUUCGAACGCUACAUGCUGAUGCAAAAUUAAGAUGCUUAAUGAGCAAGAAAAGCCUAAGUUU